Molecule: messenger RNA, 2928 nt
Organism: Solea solea (common sole)
Lineage: Eukaryota; Metazoa; Chordata; Actinopteri; Pleuronectiformes; Soleidae
Product: cytochrome P450 4V2
Exons: 11
Coding region: 58-1593 (511 amino acids)
Molecular function (GO): heme binding; oxidoreductase activity, acting on paired donors, with incorporation or reduction of molecular oxygen; monooxygenase activity
Source: RefSeq, a predicted model, not a curated record
GACUGCUGCUUUACACACGUACUGUAAACGGUGUGUCCACCACUGCUGGAGGAGAAGAUGGCGACUGUACUCGGUACUUCCAUGGUCACUCUGGUCGGAGUCAGCGUCUUCAUCGCUGCGCUGACUUACAUCACUUACAAGUUGAUCGGCGGUUUCCUGCACAAGUGGUUUAUGCUGAAAUCUGUGCCUGAGUUGGAGGGAACUUAUCCCCUCAUUGGAAACGCGCUACAGUUGAAAACCAGUUCUGGGGAUUUCUUCCGUCAAAUUGAAGAGAUAACCCGUACGUACUAUGACGCGCCGCUCUUUAAGCUUUGGAUUGGACCGGUGCCAUUUCUGAUUCUGUUUCAUGCUGAAACUGUUGAGACACUUCUGAACAACUCCAUUCACAUGGACAAAGCCUAUGCAUACAACUUCCUCCACCCUUGGCUUGGAACUGGACUUCUCACUAGCACUGGGACUAAGUGGCGUCAGCGGCGGAAGAUGUUGACGCCCACCUUCCACUUCUCCAUCCUCACAGACUUCAUGGAGGUGAUGAACGAGCAGGCGGAUGUGCUGUUGGAGAAGCUGGAGAAAAAGGCCGGGAAAGGAAAAUUCAACUGCUUCAGCGACGUCACUCUCUGUGCUCUGGACAUCAUCUGUGAAACUGCCAUGGGAAAGAAAAUUAAUGCUCAGAAUGACACUGAAUCGAACUAUGUUGAAUCUGUGUACAAAAUGAGUGACAUUGUCUCCCGCCGACAGAGGAAACCUUGGUUUUGGCCUGACGCCCUGUACAAAAUCUUUGGUGAUGGUCGGGCUCAUGACAAGAAUCUGAAGGUUCUACAUGAGUUCACAUACAGCGUCAUCCGUGAAAGAGCAGCGGAGCUUUCCUCCUCUCAAGAAUCAGAAACCGACCAGGGCAAGAAGAAAAGACAGGCGUUUCUGGACAUGCUCUUGAAGACGACAGAUGAGAAUGGCAAUAAGAUGAGCCACCAGGACAUUCAAGAGGAAGUUGACACCUUUAUGUUUGAGGGUCAUGAUACAACAGCCGCAGCUAUGAACUGGGCCCUUCAUCUGAUCGGCUCUCACCCUGAGGUGCACAGCAAAGUCAACGAAGAGCUUCAGGAAGUGUUCGGUUCAUCUGACCGGCACGCAAACACAGAAGAUCUAAAGAAGCUCAAAUACAUGGACUGUGUGAUCAAGGAGGCGCUGCGAUUGUUCCCCUCUGUGCCUUUCUUUGCCCGCAGCAUCUGUGAGGACUGCCAUAUCAAGGGUUUCAAGAUUCCCAAAGGUGCCAACGCAAUCAUCGUCACGUACGCUCUUCACCGCGACCCGAGAUACUACCCCGAACCCGAGGAGUUCAGGCCUGACCGCUUUCUACCCGACAACUGUGUGGGAAGGCCUCCUUAUGCUUACAUCCCCUUCUCUGCCGGACUCCGCAACUGUAUCGGCCAGCGUUUCGCGCUGAUGGAAGAGAAGGUGGUUCUGUCAUCCAUUCUGCGCAGGUUCAACGUUGAAGCUUGUCAGAAACGAGAGGAGCUGCAGCCGAUUGGAGAACUCAUCCUCCGACCAGAGAAAGGCAUCUGGAUCAAACUGGAAAGGAAAGCGACGUCAUAAAAACACCUGGACCAGUUCACAAAUGCCUUAUCUCUCAGUAUAGGAUCCUUAAUGGCCUUUAUUAAUUCACUAUAAUCUUCAUGUCUUGUUUUUUUUUUUACAAUUAUAAAAUAUGUACUGAUCUUUCUACAUUCUUAUUCUGUAUCUUUGUAUUAAAAAAGACUUUCCUAUGGCCUAAAAAUAUUUUAAUACAAACAAGAUCAUAAUGACUUGUUAUAAUUUCAUCAUAUUAAGUGCCAACAAUAAAAAUGGAAUUACUAACCUAAAAGAGUGAUAUUUAAUCCGUUUUGGGAUAUAAAUUGGGUCAUUUUAAAUCACAUUACUGAUUAUUAACUCGAUAGAAAUGAGAUCAAUGAUGCUCGUGCAUUAGAAACUUUUCAUUGCUUUCCAUUUUCUAGGUCACAGCUUUUGUAAUAUGACAUUUAACAAUUCUGCCCAUUUAUAAAGACUUUUACUCUUUCAGAGCUGCAAACCUAGAGGAACAACAUUGACACAAGAAUGAUUAGAAAUGUUUUAAUAGAUUAGGAACACAUGCUUGAAAAGCACCUGCAAACACCUGAACAAAGAUAAGCCUUUGUACAUAUUUGUAUAGUGUUUAAGCUGAGUGUCAAUUUUCAUUUACAUUAGGUUCUUUUCUUGGAUUCCAUACAUAUUUAAAUAGUUUUUUAUGAGUCGUCUUACUGUAAUCAGUUUACAAUGUCAGACACAUUGUCCAAUUUGUGUUCACGUGUCUUUAUCUCAUAUACUAUAUACUAUAUUAUCUAUAGUUUCAAAAAAUGACUGACGGCUAACAUUUUACUGAUGGCUGUAAGUCUGAUGUUAUUAUCCGUGCUGGUUCACGUCACCUCAGAGGAAGACCAUCUGUUAUCAGUGACACCUGCACUUUUCCUACAUGAGUCUUUGUGUCUUCUAAGGACACAGUGUACUUCAUAACAAGCCUUGCUUGACUGAGCUCAUCGUGUCCACUCGUGUGCGUUGGAUUUCUCUGCAUACUCUGGCCUCCCUGGGGCGGAUUGGGGUUAGAUAGACUAAAUAAGCCAUAGGUGUGAACAUCUUCCCAGUGACAGGCUGGUGAUGUAUCCAUGGUGUACCGCAACUCUCACUCAAUGACAGAUCAGUACCAUUUUGUCCUAGGCAGGAAGUUAAUAUAUACUUGGUUUGUUUAUUGCUCAAGAGUAGCAGUUACCUCACUUGGCAGCACAAGAUUUCCUUUCAAGUCACAGUUUAUUACCCUUGAGCGCUUUGAGGUGCUAGUAAUUCAAAAAAUGUCAACAAGACAAAAGGAAAAACAAACAUUUGAUGGACUGUAGUUUCAAUAAAGACCCUAAAACAUUC